AAUGCCAGCCCACAGUGAAGCACGGGACCGGAGUCUCCAUCUUGCUCCGAUUUUAGGGAACUACCAAACCUUACCUUGCGAUGCCGAUUCUUUUACGCCACUUGUUUCACAAACCACUCUUUUUACUAUCUCUUUUGUUUUUUUAUACAUUUUUUCUCAUCAUUAUUUUACUACUAUACUACACUUCCUCUUUAAUUAUCUAUCCCCUUUUUUCCCAGUUUUCAAUUUCACCCUCAUCUCUUUCCCAUUAUAUUAUAUUACUUCAACCUCUUUCUAUUUUUUUUUUUAUUAUUUCUCUUCAAGCAUGUAAACGAAACUUUACCGGGUUUCACUUUGGGUUUUAUUAUUAAAUCCUAAUUCAAACGGUGUUAAUUGGAUUUAAUCGAUCUAGUUUUCCGCAUUAAUCGGCCAUGGAGAUCCGUGCCGAUGCAGCAACAGAAACUACUUCAUUUUCUUCAAGUUUGAUCGCGGCAGUGUCGUAUGGAUUUGCUUCAAUGGCGAUGGUUUUUAUCAAUAAAGCUGUUCUUAUGCAAUAUGCAAAUUCAAUGACUCUCCUCACUUUGCAGCAACUGGUUACCACCUUGCUGAUACACUUUGGUCGAAAAAUGGGAUACACAAGAGCGAGAGGAGUGGAUAUGGCAACAGCCAAGCAACUGUUUCCGGUUUCAUUUUUCUAUAAUGCCAAUGUUGCAUUUGCUUUGGCCAGUUUGAAAGGAGUGAAUAUCCCAAUGUAUAUUGCAAUAAAGAGGCUUACACCGCUUGCGGUACUUAUUGCUGGAUCUUUCUUGGGAAAGGGGAGACCUACAGUUCAGGUGACUCUCUCAGUGAUAUUGACUGCUGCUGGAGUUCUCAUAGCGGCCCUUGGAGAUUUUUCCUUUGACCUUUUUGGGUAUAGCAUGGCUUUCAUUUCUGUUUUCUUCCAGACCAUGUACCUUGUGCUGGUGGAAAAAUCUGGUGCUGAGAAUGGACUUUCAUCAGUGGAAAUCAUGUUCUACAACAGUUUUUUAUCUCUUCCAUUUUUGAUGUUUCUUAUUAUAGCCACAGGGGAAUUCCCAGAUUCUUUAUCUGUAUUAUUUGCAAAGAGUUAUUCUUUUUCAUUUUUGGUGAUCCUUAUUCUUUCAUUGGUGAUGGGCAUUGUUCUCAACUUCACCAUGUUCUUGUGCACUAUUGUUAAUUCUGCUUUAACUACAACUAUUGUGGGCGUUCUUAAAGGAGUUGGUUCCACGACCUUCGGUUUCUUCUUACUUGGUGGUGUUCAAGUCCAUGCUUUGAAUGUGACCGGCUUGGUUAUCAAUACAGCGGGUGGUGUGUGGUAUUCAUAUGCUAAAUACCAGCAGAAAAAGAGCAAAACAGUGAAGCUAGUUACAGAUGUGGAGGCUCAUCGUAAAUAGAAGUGGUAUUGAUGACUUACAGUGAAAACUAACAGUUGCAUAAAUGUUUCUUUUUCUAUAAUUUGAUUUACUAGUUGUACGAAUGUAUUUGUAGUUCUCUCUCUCUCUCUCUCUCUCAUCAUUUUACAGUAAACACAGAAUCACAUAGUUUGGAGCCCCAGAGGUAGUAAUACUGACACGGUGUUCAGAAUUCAAUAAAAUGAUUGUACUUCUGUUGUGCAAAUACAGCAGAACAUCAGAUUGGGACAU
Molecule: messenger RNA, 1640 nt
Organism: Trifolium pratense (red clover)
Lineage: Eukaryota; Viridiplantae; Streptophyta; Magnoliopsida; Fabales; Fabaceae
Product: UDP-galactose/UDP-glucose transporter 7
Exons: 8
Coding region: 411-1391 (326 amino acids)
Cellular component (GO): Golgi apparatus
Molecular function (GO): UDP-glucose transmembrane transporter activity; antiporter activity; UDP-galactose transmembrane transporter activity
Source: RefSeq, a predicted model, not a curated record